AUGUAACAAUUAUUGAAGCCUUCACUCAAUUUCGAUUUCUAAGAGGCCUUAUUUGAAGAUAACCCUAAAUUAACCUCGUAAAUCAAAGCCCAAUAAAAGAACGAUUUACUCAAUCAAUCAUUUAAAAAUUAAUAUAAUAAAGGAAAUCGCAAAAACAUAGUGAGACCACGGAGUUCCUCGGGAUAUAGACAGUCUUAAAAUAAUCAAAAUUUAAACCAAUACAUUAAGGCAGUGCGUUCUAAACAAGUGAAAUAAUAGCAAAGUUCUCCAUAACAUUAUUCUACCAAAUAAAUGAUAUUUGAUAAGAAUAAAACAUUACUAGCAGCCUCGAACAUAUAACCUAAUUUGUACAUCCCUUACUAAUAUAACAUACUGACUAAACAGUCUUAUUAUACAAGAUAAUAACAAAUGGCCAAUAUUAACAACAAAUAAUAAAGUUAAAAAUAAAAUUAAAAUAAUUUUAACAGUGCAGGUAUUUUUGAUUGGGAUGAUGAUGACGAUAUGGAUAAUCGUUUCUAUAUUUCUGGAAACACAGUAAAAAUUCACAAUUCAAUUUAUGAGUCUAUUGAAAAAGCAAAUAUGCAAUUGUUCCUUUAGAAGUUGAAAAAAUCAAAUAUUAUUGAAAAUUCUAUAAAAUAAAACCAAGAUAUCUUAAAACAACAAUAAAGAGAAAUAUAAUAAAAGUUUGAUAAUAUUGAAUAAUUGAGGAUGACUUAAUUAGUUUAGAAUAAUUUAGUUUUAUCUUAAGUUACAAAUUACCAUUAGGAAGAAUAUAAAAGUGGAAAAGAACAAUAAAAGUAAACUCCAAAGAAUCCUAUUUAACUCAUUGAAAGCGAAAAUAAUUAUGGUUAUGGAUAUGAAGAGGAAAGCUUUGAGAUCGAUGAAGAGAGUAAAGUAUAAAAUAAGGAAUAAGAAAUUUCUAAGGUUUCAAAGCAAUAACUAUAAUAAGAUCAAUCUAAGCAGUCUUAGAUUAAAUUAGAUUAAGACAAUAAUAGUAAGAAAGUUAAAUCUAAUGAAAGCUUGACUAAGACAUCCAAUAAAGUAAUAUUUAAGGCGAAAAAUGCUCAAGAAAGAAAAUAAGAAUUGAUGAAUAUGAGAUCUGAAUUAGAAAAGUAUUUGUUGUAGAAUAACACACAAAUUUCUAAGGUGUUCCAAGAAUUGUAAGAAACUAAAGAAAAAGAGAGAGUUAUGAUUGAGGUAAGUACGAAGAGGCAGGAAGAACUAUCUUAAGCAAAACUCACAUUGAAGUAACUAUAGGAAAAAUUUAGUAAAUAACAGCAGAUUGUUGAAGUAAUCAUAUAAUCAAUAUAAUCUAGGAGUUGAAUUAGAAAGAACAUUAUGCUAAUUAAAUCAUAUAGAAGCUGACUGAAAAUAAACAAAAGUAUAAUCAAUUGUGGGAGAGUUAAAUAGAAAAAUACAUGGCAUGCAAAGUAAUAGCUAGAUUUUUGAAGGGAAGAAGAGAUAGAAAAUUAUUUGCAUAAUUAAAAAGAGAAAGCUUUAUUAAUAGAUUAAAACAAUGA
Paramecium octaurelia is the source of this 1520-nucleotide messenger RNA. Lineage: Eukaryota; Ciliophora; Oligohymenophorea; Peniculida; Parameciidae. The record is from the annotation of a GenBank genome assembly.